This is a messenger RNA of Hordeum vulgare subsp. vulgare (domesticated barley), 1676 nucleotides long. RefSeq names its product AT-rich interactive domain-containing protein 6-like. The coding region runs from base 66 to 1448 and encodes 460 amino acids. NCBI's taxonomy places the organism in Eukaryota, Viridiplantae, Streptophyta, Magnoliopsida, Poales, Poaceae. Gene Ontology annotation, cellular component: nucleus. Gene Ontology annotation, molecular function: DNA binding. The record is from RefSeq and is a predicted model, not a curated record. The transcript is spliced from 12 exons. Gene Ontology annotation, biological process: regulation of transcription by RNA polymerase II.
AGAGGAAGGUUUUCGGGUGUUGUGGUAUUAGAUCUAAUCUAUUCGACUGAAAGGUGCAGGAUUUCAUGGAUCUGAACAGAACUAUCUGGCAAUUUGAAGGUGAUGAUGCGCCUUUGGUACAGGUAGAACAUAAGGCUAAUACAACCACGGAUCUUCCCGUUGGUAAUAGUGUGGGCAUAGAAGAGGGGAAAUCCAUUAUGGUCGGGAGUGGAUUGGGUGAGCGUGUAUGUUCCAUCAAUUGCAUACAAAUUCCAGGAAACACCAAAGUAAUAGAUGUGGACACAGGAGGGGUAGACAAGAAAGAUGAUUUGAUGGUUCAUUCUCAAGAUAAGACGUCUUUCGUGUCUCUGCAUAAUAAGGGUUUUACUUACUCUAGAAGAGAUAAAUAUACAAGUACGGAAGUUCAAAAAUUAGAGAACAAAGAUAUAAACUCAAAAUUGGAGAGUGAAGAUGGUAUCUCAUUAGAGGAGCGAAGUAAUAUUUUUUGUGAUAUGAAGAAGGAUAUGAAUGAUGAAAAUCAUCUUCAACCUGCACUGGUUAGGAAAGAUGAGGGGCAAAGUGCAUUGUUAAAGAUCUCAAACAAUUCAUUGAUGUUUGGCAACACCCAUAGUGAUGAGGACUCCGGUACUGAGGAGGAACAGGAUAAUUUCUUCAAUGAACUUGAGAAGUUCCACAAGGAUAAUUCAAUCGAAUUCAGGCCCCCAAAGUUCUAUGGCAAAGGGUUGAAUUACCUUAAGUUGUGGAGAAAGGUGAAAAAAUUGGGUGGUUAUUCCAAGGUAUCAUCAAAAAGAAUGUGGCGUCAAGUGGGCGAGUCUUUUAAACCUCCAAAGACAUGCACAACUGUUUCGUGGUCCUUCCGUAAUUUCUAUGAGAAGGUACUCCUUAAAUAUGAGAAGCCAAACAAUGAAACAUGUAGGUUCAAGGACAUUCCAUCUACCUUGACAAAACAAAACGCUUCAAGAAAAGAGAUGAGUGAGACAAGUGUUCUUGGAAGAGUUAAAAGAGAGUCUGCAACUCUUGCUAUGCAAAGAUGGAGUCCUCAAAAAUCGAUGCGAAAUGUUUCACAAAAGAGGAAAACGGUGCCAACCAUUGAAGAUGAUAAAGAUGUACAACGCGGAGUUGAUAAUACACAAAGUAAACCAACAAUCAUCGAUAUGGGAUCUCGAGCUGAUUGGGUGAAGAUAAAUGUUUUUAUAACGAAAUAUCACUUUCAAGUAUAUGCAUUAGUUCCUGGCCUUCUACAUGAAGAGCUACUGGUUCUUUCUGAUCCCAUCGGUCGUUUAAUAAUUAAUGGAGAUCCUAGACAACUAGACAAUCCAUGGGGUCUUACUCGCUUCCAUAAGGUAAUUCAAUUGCCCUCUCGCAUUAACCCGGAGAAAACCUUGACAAAGCUUAGCGAAUAUGGGAAGUUAUAUGUUUGUGGUGAAUUUGAGAAGUCAUCAUCAUAAUGCACUCAAAGAUAAAACCACUAUGAUAUAGAAUCCUCCUCUGAAUUUGGAUUUGGAUCAUAUGAUUGUGAAUUGGGAUGAAACAUUUUGCGCCUCAUCGUUGUUAUACAUUAUGUAAACUAGUUUCUUGUGGUUUUAUUAUAUGGAUCAUAUAUAUUAUCUAAAGCAUGUUGCGUGUGGUUUUAGAAGUGUGUACGUUUAUAUGUUCAGAGAGACUAGCUCUAUAUU